AUGCAGUCUAAUUACUUCAAUUCAACUCGAGACCCGCUCUCGCUAGACCACAUCCGCUCGGUCCUGACCAGGCUGGAAGAUACCAUCAUCUUCGGCCUCAUCGAGCGCGCUCAGUUCGCGCAUAACCCACGCAUCUACCAGCGCGGCGCCUUCCCAGAACUUGUCAAGAUCGGUUUCGAAGGCAGUUUUGUUGAUUGGUUCAUUAAGGAGACUGAGAGCUUCCAUGCCAAAGCACGACGCUAUACAUCCCCAGACGAGUACCCCUUCACGCCUUUGUCUGAAUUGCCUGAACCAGUCCUACCCGCUCUUGCAUACCCUCCACUGUUGCAUCCGAAUCGCGUGAACGCCAACUCGUCCAUCCUCGCAUUCUACACCCGCUCUAUAGUCCCACGUAUCACCGCCGGCGCCACUCGCGCGCUUGCUGCAAGUAAACGAGCCAAAGGCAUCGUCGGCGAGGAUGAGCAAGAAGAUGAUGGAAACUACGGUUCUGCGGCUACGCUUGACAUUGAAGUAUUGCAGGCAAUGAGCAAGCGCGUGCAUUACGGCAAAUUCGUCAGCGAGAGUAAGUUCGCGGCCGACCCUGCCGCCUUCAUCCCGCAUAUCCGCAGCCGCAAUACAGAAGCUCUGGAAGCGCUCAUCACCAAGCCCGAAGUGGAGGCACGGCUAUUGCAGCGCCUGCGCAAAAAGGCGCAGUUGUACGCACAGGAUUUCGCCUCAGAUGGUGAGGUGCUUGCCUCGGGCAAGGGCAAGAUCGACGUCGAUGGCGUCGUGGAUCUUUACGAGAGCUACAUCAUACCGCUCACCAAGGAGGUUGAGGUCGACUACCUCCUUCAGCGCCUGGAAGGUCUAUCGACCGAAGAAGUGGAGGCCUUAUCAAAAGGUGCUAAGGUCGACCGGCAUAAUCGGUAG
Peniophora sp. CBMAI 1063 is the source of this 909-nucleotide messenger RNA. The record is from the annotation of a GenBank genome assembly. Lineage: Eukaryota; Fungi; Basidiomycota; Agaricomycetes; Russulales; Peniophoraceae.